AGUAAGUAAACAUGGUGGACUCUGACAGUCACUGUCAGAAAUUUGAUUAAAAAACACCGAUUUAUAGAAAAAUCCUGGAGUUGAUUUGGCCAUCUUUGUGAUUUCCUCAUGAAUAUUUCUAAGUAAGAGGACCAGUCAAGCCUGAGCCAAAAUGAGUGUUUGGAAGCGACUGCAGCGUGUUGGGAAGCGGGCAUCCAAGUAUCAAUUCACCGCCUCUUACAAAGAGAUGAUGGUCGAAUGUACAAAGAAAUGGCAACCUCAUAAACUCUGUAUUGUUUGGACAAGACGUAGUCGAAGACGGUCAACUCAGGUUCUUACCUGGGAGCCAACAAUACAGAAUCCAUACAAGGGCCUUGUUACAUGGACUGUCCCAGAAAAUAUUGAAAUUACUGUGACACUAUUUCGCGAGUCCAGGCAAGAUGAAUUUGAGGACAAGGAUUGGACAUUUGUCAUAGAAGAUAUCAGUAAAAGUGGCAGGCGGAAGGUGCUGGCGUCAAAAUCUAUAAACAUGAAGGACUUUGCAAGCUUCGUCCCAACUCAAACAGAAGUGAAAGUCAAGAUGAAGCCUGCGACCAAAAAGAUUGUCUCGGCCUAUAUCCACCUGACUCUAUCUUGUGUGUUUGUCCGAGAGGGGAAAGCAACUGAUGAAGAUAUGCAGAGUGUCGCCAGUUUGAUGAGUCUGGGCAAGCCUAGUGACAUCGGCAACAUUGACGACUUCCUAGAGGAAGAUGAAGCCGACAAAGAGGACAAUACGGCAAAGUUUAGCGAGCUAGCAGCCAAGCUAGCAGCAAUAGAACGUGAUGCUGAUGAUGAUGACUUUGGUCAGCUUGAUGCUAGUGGUUCCAGCCAAAACAACACAACAUCCAGCCUAAAUCCUUUUGAUCAGAGCUCUUUUGGUGAUCUCAGCAAAAACUCAAAUGAAAGUCUUGAAGCAAAACCUCAAAAUCCAUUUGACAAUUCAUCAGAUUCGACCAAUCCGUUUGGAGAUGAUGGAGGUGAUGAGACAGGGAAUGAUCGUGGAAAGAACAACGAUCCGACAUGCAUUUUUGAAAAAGUGGGUGAAAUGAAAACAUCAAUUUCCGAUGGCACUCGGAAGAAGGCGAUGACUCUGGACAAUUUUAGGCGAGGCUCCGGAGAUUUCAAAAUGUCUCCGUCUGGUUCCCCGAAGCAUGGCAGCCCGAAGAAUAGUCCAAAGAGUCGUGGAAAGUCACUGACGUUAAAGGCCUUUCCUCCAUCUUCUGAACCAAAGAAGAUAGAACGCAAGAGUUCUCCACGGCCGAUAUACCAGGGGACGCCACCGUCGACUCCCCCGGAGGAGAAGGACGUACCGCUCAUCGUUCGUCCUAUUACGCCGCCAGAUGAGAUAGAAGCGGCUUCUAGACCCUUGGCGAGAAAGAGGGGGUCAGACAAGGUGGACCUUGCAAGGUUUCUCUUUGUUUCUGAAAGCGCUGAGGCUGAUGAGGCUGAGGAUGAUGAGGCUAAAGAUGCUGGUCAAGAAAAGGAAGAAGAUGCUGCCAAUCUCGGUAACAGGAAUGCCUUGGAGCCACUUGACCUUAAUAAGUCUGAUCUGGGGCAACAGAAGAAGGCAACGCCGAGUCAAGAUUUGCUAGAAUGGUGCAAGGAGGUCACGAAAGGUUAUAAAGGGGUCAAGGUCACCAACAUGACCACAUCGUGGAGGAAUGGCCUGGCGUUUUGUGCCAUAGUUCAUCACUUUAGCCCUAGUCUCAUUGAUUUUGAUACACUGUCCCCUCAUGAUAUCAAAGGGAACAAUAAAAAGGCAUUUGAUGCUGCUGCGCGCUGUGGGGUCCCCAAAGUGAUAGAACCCUCAGACAUGGUACUGCUGACUGUGCCGGACAAACUUAGCGUGAUGACGUAUCUUUACCAACUGCGCUCCUACUUCACGGGGCAGACUCUCGAGGUGCAACAAAUUGGGAAAAACACAAAAGAGAGCACGUACAUGAUUGGGGACUUCGAUUCGGAUUUAAAUUCGAAAAUCUCAAAGGAAAUGUAUGGAAAAGAAAUCCCGUUGGAACGCCGAAAUGAGCGGAAUGUGCUUAAGAAAGAAAAAAGUGACAGUGACAUAUCAGCAAAGUCGCGUUCGAGUUCAGAGGAACCGUCAAUACCGACUAGUGCUAGUUUUACCAUAAGUAAGGACAGAGGUGUGUCGCUGUUGAAAGAAAAUGCUCAACCGGACGGGUCACGGAAGAUGAAGGCGUUGAUGACGCGGAAACAGUUGAUGAAUCCGUUUGAUUCCGACGAGGAGGAGUUACCGAGUCCAUACAAUGAUAUCGUGCAAUCUAGUCAAAGUUUGAACGCAAGUUCGGAGGAGAAAUUAAGUGACAGGUCACCUCGAAGUGAUGAAUCUUCAAAAGCUGCCAGAAAGGAAGAGAGAAGGAAACUGAGAGAAGAAAGAAGGAAACAAGAACAGCAAGACCAAGACCAAACAUCUGAGGCUGACCGAAAUAUUGCCAUCUCCCCGACACGAUCAACUCCUGAUCGGAGGACGCCAACCUCACCAGUUACCCCUUCAAGUCCAGACUCUGCCUCUGGGGACCAGCCAGAAAGUGAUAAGUACGACGAAGAGCUUGAGGAUGUUGACAACGUCGACAGCAUGGAUGUCGACAUGUUCGAUGACCUGAGUGAUGCCUCUUGUGAUAAUAUGUUGAUAUCGGGAGACGCAGUAUCAAACGAUACUGAAAAACUUCCAGGGACUGACAAAACUCCAGUCAUCGGGGUGGUCCCCAAUAUUGCAUCUUCUCAGCAAGAGGAGACCUCGAUGGAUUUCACGUCAGUCCCGCACUCUGAUUAUGGCGGGGACGGAGUCGUCUGUGAUACACCUGAGUUAGUCCAUGAAGAAGAGAAGCCUCGUAGUCGCCAUGAGGAACUCAAAGAGCGGGCCCGCCUUCUCCUUGAACAGGCCAGGAGGGAUGCUGCCCUCAAAGGUGCUAGCAUGGUCACACCUGACACCCCUACUGCUGGAGGUCCAGUACAGAAGUUUAGUGGUGCUGAGAAAGAUGAAGAACGCCAAAAACAUCUUCGGGAACGGGCAAGGAAGUUGAUCGCCGAGGCUCGGGCUGGUGUAGGAAAGCCCGAGGAUACCUCACCGACUCUUUCAGAAGAUGGCCGCCCACGAUCGGCAACAGACACGAAUUUGCCCAGUAGAGACUUCAAGUUUUACAAGUAUAAACGAAAUAAGGCGGAUGGGAAGGAAAGUCCAUCGACAGGGGAAAAGACGAAUGUCCGGCUCAAGAAGAUCAUGUUGUCAAGGCCUACCUUGGCAACGGCCCUGGCUACCACGGCAACCAAGUUGGGUUCCAAAGAUACAGAUUUGAGAGAUAUGGCUGCUGCCCAAGAGGAUAACCCCACUGGUCGUCCAAAGAGUUUGUCCAUUGGCAGUGAGUCACAGCAGAAACGCCAGUCACUGACAUCCCCAAAAGAUCGCAAGACCAUUCACGUGGACCAGUUUCUUGAUAGUGAUGGUGAGAAUGAUGGCUCCUCAGAUUCGGAGACUGACGAUGUUCUCAUUCCUAAAGUACAGAGCCCUGAUGAUCCUCUGCUUGACACCAGCCAAUACGUCAACAGUGAAAUGUCUGCAUUAGAGAGAGAACAAAAACAAAUCGACGAGACUGCGGACAUUUUGGAGCGGGAAUUACGCUCUGCAAUGAACGAUGGUCGGAAGGAGGAUGAGGAGCGGUUGAUGCAGGAAUGGUUUGUCCUGGUCAACAAGAAGAAUGCCCUCAUCCGCCGGCAGAUGCAGCUCAAUAUACUUGAAAAGGAAGAUGACUUGGAGAGAAGAUUUGAUCUGCUCAACCGCGAGUUACGACAGAUGAUGACAAUCGAAGAUUGGCAGAAGACUGAAGCCCAAAAGAAACGAGAGAAACUCCUCCUGGAGGAACUCGUGGCAAUCGUGAAUAAACGGGACGAGCUCGUUCAACACUUAGACAACCAGGAGAGGGCGAUUGAGGAUGAUGAAGAGUUGGAGAGGAGAGUGAAUCAGGGUAACUUGGUCAAGCCAGAGAAGGAGAGAUGUGCUAUCCAAUAGACACUGCUGGGUGCGUGAGGGCUGAGUGAGAGGUCAAGAUGGGCUCCUGGGGAGGGCCAGAGGAGUGUGCUUGGAAGAUAUUGGCUGUUGUUAAAGCUGGGCCCGAUCCUACUCUAAGAAGCCUUCUAUCAUAGAGUGCAAUAAUGCAUUACCUGAUGAACUCAGAGAACCUUCCUGUAAGCAGCAGUACACUGCACACAUACAAAAAGUAAGUACCUGCACUCCUGAAGGAGUGCAUGUGAGAGACAAUAUGUGCACUUCUUUUAUAGUAUAGUUGCCCAGGUUUAAUGACAUUACAGAGUGAAAGAGAGAGAUAUUGUUACUCAUCAGUUACCAGUGCAGAAACGAACAUUGGGCAUGUUUGAAGGACAAUCACAAUGACCAUCAAUGUCCUUUAGAUUCAUGAACACAAAUCAUGAAAUUACAACUAUAAUCCAUUGUCAUCACUAAAACACCACUUCUCAAAUUGGAGUCAAGCACUUAACAAGCCAAAGAUUUCAGUAAAGUGAAUAAAUCAACAUUAAACAACUUUUAUUUUCGGUUGAAAAGAACCCAUCAUUAUUUAUUAACACGUUCAUUUGUUAUUCUCCAAUCACUCUUACACAACUCUAAUGUGACAUUGAUUCAACUUGUAAUGGCCUAAUUUGAGUAGCUGCAAAUUAUCGUGCUUUCUAUUCAAUAUUUUCAUCAAUAACAAACACGUUUUACGUUAACAAUAUCAAACAGCGCACAGGACGCUCAGUCGCCAUUUUCACAGUCUCCACCGUCGUCUGUCGACUUCCGUCAACUUCCGUAACAGCAUUGCAUUCUAUUAACGACAAUAAUAUUUCCGCCGUCGCGAUCGGGUGCUCAUACUAAUGAUAUGCGCUGUUGCCCGUGAAAUAACACAGGUCCCCCGUCGCGAUUUACGGCAGCAAUGGGAGCAUCGGUUCCUUGAGCAUCAAUUAGAUAUGAGACCGAAGACCCUUGGGCCUCAUUACGGUCUACAGCAAUUGAUUGACUCGCUUCCUUUCUCGUCUCUUCACGCAUACUUGAGCUUUCCUGCCUCGCUCUCAUAGCGUCGAGAAUUUCCCCUCUCCUCCGAGUGGAGGAUGGAAAUUAUCAAUCAUCGCUGACACUUCUGUUUGCGCUCUGCCAGCCUACAAUAAGACGGGCCUAAUUAAAGGGUAAUUUAAUGAGAAAAAAACUCCACCUCUUGGCACUUGCAGCAUCCCCACUAUGUGUUAUUAAUUCACUUUGGCCAUGAUAGUCUCUGGGGGCUUCUUGUAUGAUGUUGCCUUGAUUCUGCACAGCUCACUACUACCCAUUUGGCACCAAAAUCACUGCCUUUAUUACAGUGUAUCCUGCUUACAAAGGCGACUGCUAAGGGAGGUUACACUACUGCCAACUCAGCCAAGGGACAACUUUGGCCUGGUGUAGUGAAAUCCAGAAGGUCACUUUGGCACCUUGCCGAUUUCCCAUGCAGUACUCAUUCAUGCAUUGUUGGCUGCCAAACUUUGGAUACCGUGUUGCGAAAUUCUUUAGUCGUAUGCUCAUCAAUUCAUUUAUGCGAGAAAAGAAUAAUAGAGAGGCCUGAAUGCCUCAUCAUUACGAUGAACACACCCGAUAAACGUCGCAGCCAAAUUUCCCAAGAAGGUGUACUCGGCUGAUAAAAUCCGUCUGACCUAUUAUCGGCAAGCGAACAUUGCCAGUGUCACUGGAGAAUGAAUAAUUGUGGAAUGAUGCCAUUGACAACAUGUUAAUAAGCUAGUUCACAUCCACGCACGGCACUUUAGAAAACGCUGUGCAAAUUUCAUGAUAUCGUUUCGCACUGUCAUGCCAAUUACGCCUGGUAAGGGUCGGUGAGAUGCCAUCUCGGUUCACAGCAGUUUCGUUGUGAUAACUAUCCGCAUCCCAUUGGUAACCUUAAUGGAUUUUUCCUCCGGUCUUGACUUGAUGUGUAGUAGAACAAUGCCUGUUGUGUAGCUUGCAAUUAAAAUGCAUAAGUUUUCGUGAUAGAAAAUGCUUUAAAUGUGCUUGUCGAUUAUUGCAUUGGGCGAAAAGGAAACCCGAAAUCUGAAAACUGCAAAAUAACUAGCUUGGGGCACCAUAUUAACCCCUUGGAGUGCAUGCAAUCCGAGAGAUUUUUCUUAAAGUGUUAAAUGUUGUGAACAUAGCCAGUGAUAAGUUUGGACCCUCUCUGACCCAUAAGAAAAAGAUGAUACCGGUUUAUGCUUGACAACACUGGUGUAUAUUGUAUAUUCUAGGUCACAGUGAUUGAUGAACAUGAGUGUAGACAAUGUAUUAUGUGUAGAAAUAUUGAACUAAGCUUAAAGCUGAUCUCUUAAUAUGCUUAAUUGUAUGGCAUAUCUUUGUACAAAGGAGGUGUAUCUGUUAUUUUCGUGCUUUUAGUGGUUCCUCACUUAAUGAUGUGAUCAUUGUUGUCUUCAGUAGAAUAUGAAGUUGUGCAUGUGCUGCAGUAUAAUUGAAGAUUCAUGGAAUUUACAUUGUAAAUGAAGAUUUUCAACUUGUAAAUUAACAUGCAACCAAUGGUUUACAUUUUGACUAAACAGUGGAUUUACUCAUUCAAAGUGAUGGUUUACACAGUAAAUGGAUAAACACUCAACAAAAGUGUUGGUUUGCGGUGUACAUGUAUUAACACAUGGAGAAGCACUUGGUAAAUAUAUAAGUGCUGAUUUACAUUGUAAUUGUGAAUCUUAAGUGUUAAUUUACAGUGUAAACUGACAAAUACUGGAUUUACACUGUAAAUCUAAAGUGUAGCUAUUUUGGAAAUACAUGUGUACAUGAACAGCAACUGUAUGAAGUUCCGUAUGAAUAAGUUGAAUACACUUUUAAUGGACAAAUGUUGUUUGGUGUAUAUUUCCUGUAUAUUUUCAAAUAUUCUAUAAUGCAUUUAAUGGUUAGUAUGACAUGUAAAUCGCUUCUUUCAACCAAUGGACGAGAAAACGGUAUUUCGUUUAAUGGCAAUGUUGAGAUACUGACACAUUCUGUGCGUCACUCAUCGCAUCACAUUUCUCAUCUCAUCUUUGUCAUGCGUUCUCGACUAUCGGCCAUUUCCACGUUUCAUGCCUGAUUACACUCAGUGUGUGAAAAUGCCUCUGUUUAUUACAAAGUGUCAAAAGUGUAUCUUGUCGAGUGUGCUGACAUCGCUUCAGCCUGGACUGAGUAAUUUUAUUUUUCUGGAUGUAAGAUUGCAGACACUCUUAGCUUUCAUUUUGGCAUAGGCUGUUCUGAAUUGAGCUGAUUUAUGUGUAAUUGUUGACCCAUAUGUAAGGCCAUGAAUAAAAGUUUGAAUUAUCAUCAAAUUCACCGUAAAAGUGGUUGAUCAUCAUCAAUCGAUGUGUUCAAGUGACUGAUCAACAUCAUGUGAUGUGUUCAAAUCUUGUGGUGUGUUCAAAUUCACGCUCAAACAAUGAAAAUGGUUGAUCACUGCCAUACAUAUUCGACAGUGAAAGUGACUGUUAUGGAUGACAAGAGCAAUUUGAUAUUUGACUUUUGCAGCAAAACAGCAAUGUUAUAUCCAGCUACAUUACUUUAAAUUCGACUUAUUCACCUUUGGGAAAAACUUCCGAAUUCUGGCCAACAUGAAAACAAAUUGCGCUGUUGAGUUCAGAAGGCAGCAUAGCCAAUGAUUAUAAACAUGACAGUUUGCGGUCACCAUCAGAUGGUCAUUUGAUGAGAGUGGCCUUAUCUCUGGUGGCUGGUCGCAGUGCCUCGUCAACUUGUAUGGUUGCUGACUACAGAGUGUGCAAUUAGCGAAUGAUAAUGUCACUUCCCCAUCUCAUUGUUGGGUUGGUGGACUUAUCAUCUGAUGCCAUAGACUCACGGUAUGCACGGUUUUCAGGGUCUAAUUUGGUUUAUGUGGUUGGAAUGUAUAUUCGUCCAUUAGGUAUGGUGGCUUUGGGAUGAGAUGGCCAUACAUUCACAGUUACUUCUGAUGUGUAUUCUUUGUAAAGAUAUUGCGAUUUUUUUAUUGGCUUCGCAAUUUUUCGAUUGGGCUAUUUUGCUGGUUGUGAUUGCAACAGUUUGAAACUGGCUAGAUAAUUGCUCUGUGAUAUAGAUAUUGACUUGGCUGUUCAGAGUUGUGUAACUCACUGAAUAAUACUUGGUAUUAUUGUUGCAUGUAUGUUAAUAGCAUCUAGCUCAGUUGAUUUAGCAUGGUAAUCAUGCAUAGCAUGUCAAAUCCCAUUUCACCUUCUGUCAGUGAAAACAAUGACUUAUUCAGUAACUUCAAAACAAAUAUGAACGAUUCUGUUUUCGACUGUCUUGCCGUGAUACAAUCUUUUGAUUAUAAUCUAUUGCUUCCAAUAUUUAUUUUGAAAAAUGAUCUUGCCGUAUUUGUUAUACUCCUACCUACAGUCCUGGUCAAAAGUAUCAUCAUUCUUUGCAUGCGACACUACUAAUAUUAGGACUCUACAGCAUGACUACUUUACUUUUAUGUUGGAGGGGUGUCUUGAACACAGAGUCAAAGAACACUGAGAGAGUUUGUUGGAAACUUGCUUCAGUCUAAUUUCAAGUGUGGUGCAAUGUUACCUUUGGCCAGUACUGUUUGCAAUAGAAUCUGUGUGCUAAUGGAUGUGGUAAAUGUUACUGUUUCUUAAGUUGUAUUGGCUUAUGUUAUACUUAAGUUUCUUAUGUUAUUGGAAUUUAGGUUACCCUAAUUCAGUUCUAGUAACUGAAUCGUAGUAACUUAAAUAAUAUGUUCUGUAUCAUAGUUUGUAAUUAGUUGUAUAUGAGGAUGUGUUCAGUUCAAUUGUACAUAUAUGAGAAAUGUGAACAGUUUUGUUAGUUUUGUUAGUUAAUGUGUGAGGUGAUUCUCCGGUUGUCAGUAAUGACUUCAAAGUGUUGAGGAAUUUGGUAAAAAUAAUUGCUUUAUAGAGAAUGUGGGUUGAUAUCAGUUAACGUGCAUGAAAUGGUAACAUUUUAGAGAGGAUGGUAAUAUCGCGUCAUGUGAAAUAUAUAUGGACACCUUAUAAGUUCUGCUGCAGUCUAUGUAUAAUGGAACAUGUGUUGUUGUGUAGACCUUUCUGUUCGAGCCUUACUUGGCUUGUAUGAUGUAAUGUAGGCAAUGGGUAUAUCCAUUGUUUCCACAAAUAAUUCAGUAAAUAAAAAUUGA
This is a messenger RNA of Lineus longissimus, 9158 nucleotides long. RefSeq names its product EH domain-binding protein 1-like. Gene Ontology annotation, molecular function: protein binding. The record is from RefSeq and is a predicted model, not a curated record. Lineage: Eukaryota; Metazoa; Nemertea; Pilidiophora; Heteronemertea; Lineidae. Gene Ontology annotation, biological process: actin cytoskeleton organization. The coding region runs from base 152 to 4042 and encodes 1296 amino acids. Gene Ontology annotation, cellular component: microtubule organizing center; filamentous actin. The transcript is spliced from 26 exons.